GCGAGGGGUCUCGCGCUUCCAUGGCUUGGCGGUUGACUUGAGUUUUUGAAAGCGCGAAGAUGUCUGAAGGGAAAGAUCAGUCCGCUGUCCACAACCCCGCCAUAUGUUUCGGGCAGUUACAAUAUACAGCUGAAGAAUAUCAAGCAAUCCAGAGUGCAUUGCAGAGGCGAUUAGGCCCAGAAUUCAUCAGUCAACGUCCAGCAGGUGGCGGGCAAAAGGUCUGCUACAUCGAGGGUCAUAGGGUUGUCAACCUCGCUAAUGAACUCUUUGGAUAUAAUGGUUGGUCCCAUUCCAUCACACAACAAAAUGUUGAUUUUGUGGAUCUCAUUAAUGGCAAAUUUUAUGUGGGCGUCAGUGCGUUUAUAAAGGUCCAACUCAAGGAUGGGUGUUUCCAUGAAGAUGUUGGUUAUGGAGUGAGUGAAGGACUGAAAUCCAAGGCAAUGUCCCUGGAGAAGGCCAGGAAGGAGGCGGUUACUGAUGGACUGAAGCGAUCUUUGAGAUCUUUUGGCAAUGCCUUGGGUAAUUGUAUUCUGGAUAAGGAGUACCUGCGAAUGGUUAAUAAACUACCAAAGCAGCAAACAGAUUUUCAGUUGGCUGAUGCUAAAAGAAAGGAUGAUGAACCCAUGAUUCGGAAAGCCAGGUAUAGCAGCUUAUUACAGGUUCAGCUCCAACCUCUGCGUCCUCCUGAUUCAUGUCCUCCGAACGAAGACAAUGAAGGAGAAAUUACAGACAGGAAAGAUGAAGUGGCAAGAGGAAAUUGCAGCCUUUCCCGCAACACAGAUUGCAGCACUGAUCUGGAUCCCACACACCAACGGAAACUUCGACAGAAGCAACUCCAACAACAGUUCAAAGAACAGAUGACAAAGAAACUACAACCACAGCCACACGAAACUGGUAGUUGUAGUGAAGCACAAGCAACCAAUUACCCAGUGACAACCGCACAGUCAAAAUUGGCACCAAAGGUUAAUCACAGCACACCUGUCAACCAUGAAGCUGAUUUUUUUCAGGAUAAGCUCUUGGCUGAUGAUCCUGAACUCUGGGAUAUUCCUCUGGAUGGUACCAGUUUUGAGAGUAAUCCAAAUGCCCCUCGGCAGGAACAAACUCCAUCUACACCUGUUAGAGACCAACAUCAGAUGAUGACAAGGAGCAGAACUCCACAAAAGAUAAUUCCCUCAAAACAACCACACAAUGCCUAUCAAAGCCGAACAGUAGAAUCCAGUCCUUGCCGAAUGGGGCAAUUCAUGAAGAAACGCAGAUUGGAACCUGCCUGAAAAGAUCAAUUUGCCAAAAUAUUACUUUUUUAUUGUCUUAGUUUAUACCUUUGUGUUUGGUUUGUGAGGAAUGUCCAGUGUCACUCAAAAACAGCCUUUAAGGAUAGUGCAAAUUUUCAUGUUCAUUGAAUUCCUUUAUAGGAUUUGCCUGUCUAAGUUCAUUUCAAAUCUACACCAUGUAUAACAAUGAUAUUUCCCAGGAACAUUUUAUGCUGCUAUUUUGAAUAUACAGCAUCACAAUAGAAAUGGCUAGCGAUUCUACUGAUGUAUAGAGACUCUUCCAUUAGGUGUAGAUAGUUUGCUAUGAGUACGUGUGGGGAAAUAUUGAAAAAUAUACAUUUUAAAAAUCAAUAUUAAGGGAAUUUGUUUAGAAAGCAACAAAAGCUUUCCAAGCUUGUCAAAUUUCGAAUGUACCAUUGCACUAAAAUGGGUGGGAGAAAUGGAGGACAGGUGAUAUUAUCAAGUAACGUGAUUGUAGUCUCAUUUUGUAUUGUUGAUCUUCCGAUUCUUGGUCAUCAUAAUUGUCUAAGCAUCCAGAGAUUUUUUAUUUAUUACCAAAAUAAUUGUAGACUUAAGUUCAAAAUGCAUAGAUAAUCUGUACAUUAUUUCAAAGAACGUCAGCAAUAUUUUCAUCCUCCAGACUCUAAUGCAUCUUGCAACUUGACAUGUAAAUUAUGCAAAAAGGUACAAUUAGUACAUACUCUGUCUAUUAACUGCAAAAUUCAUUAAUUUAUAUGCCUACAGGCACAAAACAUUAGUGUUUAGUCUUAAUACACUUAGUUGCCAUCUUUAUAAUCUGUCCAUGCAGACAAAAGAAUGCAAGUUCCAUUAAAAGAGACUGAGCUGGAGAAAGACUGAGUGACAUGUUUUUUAAACUGUAUUGUAUUAUUUUACCCCUUCCACAGAAUUCUAAUAUCUUUACAAUUGUACAUUUCUGUGCACUCUUGAUAUUAUCAUAAUUAAAAACUUGUGACCUUGCUUUUUCUGCCAGUUCCUCCUAAUUCCGAAAGUCCAUUCUUUUCCCGUAUUCUGUGGCUACUAUUUGAUUAACUGAAGUGAAACCGAUAAGCCCAUCUCACACACCCCCUUCCCCUGUCCUUGUAUCCCACUUUGUAACAUUCUGUUCCCAAUGCAGAAAAACAAAAGCAUUGCAUUGGUAGAUUGUUACUCACAACUGAAAUCAAGAUUUUUUAAACAUGGAAAAAAGUUCCGGUUGAGAAAAGCAUUCUACAGCAUUUUAAAGGCAAUUGAAAAAUGAUGAAGAAAUAUUAAUCAAGGUGGGAAGAAAGCGAGGCAACUCCAAAACAGUGAAAGUUAAAGGAAAUACAUAAAAUGAUCACAGCAAUCUAACAUGAAACUGUGCAGAUGGAAAGUCUAGCUAUAUUUAAGAAACAAUCGGGUUUAAUACGUAUUUUAGGAAUUUUCUGGAUUAAUUACGUGAAUGGAAGUCUUUGUCAUUCAUAGUAAUCUUGUUAACUGGGACUUAUAUGGGCAGCACUUUUCUUUUAGGGCAAUUUUAACCUAUUGAACUCCAUAAGAAACAACAUCAGAUGUACCAACUUAGCAGAUUGGUUGACUUUAACAUUGGUUCUCUAAUUACUAACACGGGACCUUCCAAAUAAGCAAACUAUAAUAUUACUAAAAUUAACCACGAAAAACAAGGCAAGGUUAUUAAUGUGAGAAAUAUGCAAACAGAUGUACUGAGAUUUUGAUCAUUUUUAUUUGAAUGAUUUCAGUUAAUAAUCUACAAAGAAAGUAACAAAUUUCAGCGCAAAGCGCAAUCUUGCAUGUAGCUCAACACCUUUAUUUAGUGCAAACAUACAAUUCAUGUUGCAAAUGAUCCCCAUAUUUCUUUACAGUGUAUAAUGUUAAAUAAUGAAAGGAGAUCUCUUGGACAGACACUGAACUCCAGAGCAACAGAAGAGAUUCAAGACUGCAAUUUGAUGGGAGGGGGAGGGUGGGGAGAAAGAUAUUACAGAAAAUAAUUUAACACCAGUCAGUAGCAUUUAUAACAUUUGUACAUUUUUUCAAUUGUUUUCCAUAAGGGAAAUGGCAAAUGGAUCAAGCUUUUUGCACAAUAUUAAAAAAAAGCCCAAGACAAGGAGAGAUGGAGAGAAAGAAAUGUGUUCUGCACCCAAAUUUAAAAUAAAAUGAAGACCAGCUGCUAUUUGCUCUAGUUGUCGUAUGAGAAUAAUUCUUAAUUAGAGCAACAUAAUACAGAAUAUAUUAACUGCAUAAAAAUAUGCACAGGAAUAGCAUACAUGUACUGAAACUCGUAACUUUCUGCCUGUACUUAAACAGGAACCAAAAACAAAUACCAAGUAACCAACAUCCUCAAUAGCAGUCCCAGGAUUAUUUAUUGCAUAUUAUUCUACAUCAACUGGAGUUGUUUUCAUGGGGAGGGGUGAAUAGUUGGGCAAAGGAAAAAAAA
This is a messenger RNA of Amblyraja radiata (thorny skate), 3702 nucleotides long. It is a transcript of the gene rad52, whose product is annotated as RAD52 homolog, DNA repair protein. Gene Ontology annotation, cellular component: nucleus. Gene Ontology annotation, biological process: double-strand break repair via homologous recombination; double-strand break repair via single-strand annealing; mitotic recombination. NCBI's taxonomy places the organism in Eukaryota, Metazoa, Chordata, Chondrichthyes, Rajiformes, Rajidae. The transcript is spliced from 11 exons. Bases 60 to 1271 code for a protein of 403 amino acids. The record is from RefSeq and is a predicted model, not a curated record.